Messenger RNA from Necator americanus (New World hookworm), 381 nucleotides. RefSeq lists its product as uncharacterized. The record is from RefSeq and is a predicted model, not a curated record. Bases 1 to 381 code for a protein of 126 amino acids. Lineage: Eukaryota; Metazoa; Nematoda; Chromadorea; Rhabditida; Ancylostomatidae. The transcript has a single exon.
AUGAACAAAGUCGAUGGCUGGGGAUCUUUGGAGGCCGAGGGAAAAAUAUUCAUAAUGACGAAGCCUCAACACGACGCUACCUUCUCACGCAUGAACAAAAUCGAUGGCUGGGGAUCUUUGGAGGCCGAGGGAAAAAUAUUCAUAAUGAUGAAGCCUCAACACGACGCUACCUUCUCACGCAUGAACAAAAUCGAUGGCUGGGGAUCAUUGGAGGCCGAGGGAAAAAUAUUCAUAAUGAUGAAGCCUCAACACGACGCUACCUUCUCACGCAUGAACAAAAUCGAUGGCUGGGGAUCUUUGGAGGCCGGGGGAAAAAUAUUCAUAACGAUGAAGCCUCAACACGACCCCCUUCCCCUCACGCAUCGCCCACAAAAUCGAUGA